AAAUAUAAUUACUAAAAAUAAAUCAAAAGAAGAAGAGGGCUAUAGGGGAGGAGGAGAAAGAAGGAGAGGUGCUUGUGCUCCUUCAACUGAUGGGAAAAAUUUUUUUGAAUCUGGUAGAUGCUCAUAUUCUUAGUUGAACCUUUGUUUUCUUUUAUACUCAUCAUCGAUUGAUCUAACACGAACCUAUAAACAAUAACCUCAGAUCAUCCAAAUGUAAGUAACCGACGAAUCUUUCUCUGCUCUAUGUCCAAAAUCCAAACUCCAUGGAUUUCUCAACUCUUCAGUCUAGAGCUUCUACCGCCUACUUCCCACCUCACCGUACACAGUUGCAUCCUCGCAUGCACUUGGACUCCUUCUCUUCUCCAUACCAACCUCCUCAAAAUCCCAACAACAAAUCACAAACCCACAAAUUUCUUAUCCUCUUCAUCUCCCUUCUCACAGUUGCUUUCCUCUUUUACCUCUUUUCUACCGCUCAGAAGAUCCACCAUUCGUCGAAAUUUGCAGAACCCAAAUCCCAAUUCUUCUCUGUUGUUAUCGAUUCGGGUCCUUCUGGGUCUCGCGUCCGCGUCUACGAGCUCUUGGUGGAGGGAAGCAUGCCUUUUACCAAUGGUCAAAUGCCGCUGAUUGCUGGGUCCAUGAAGGUUCGGUCUCGAUUGGCUGGAUUUUCAGAGAACCCGGAUAAUGCAGGUGGUUUGGUUGAUGGGUUGGUCGAGUUUGCCAAGGGGUUUGUACCCAAGAAAGAGUGGGCGAAUACUAAGGUGCAGUUAAUGGCCGGUGGUGAGGAAGCGGAGGGGUUGGAGUUGAAGGUGAGAGAGAUGAUAUUGGAGUCUUGUAGACGUGUUUUGAGAGAGUCUGGGUUCACGUUUAAGGAAGAGUGGGCACGGUUUAUUGAAGAUGGCGAAAAGGGUGUCUUUGCUUGGGUUGCUGUAAACUAUGCUCUUGGAACACUGGGAAGUGAUCCUCAGAAGACCACUGGGGUAGUUGAACUUGGUGGAACUUCUUUGCAGGCUGCAUUUGCUUCAAGAGAAGUAGCAAAAGGGCAAUCUCUACGGAUGAUCAAAUGGGCUGGAGUUGCUUACAAUAUUCAGACACAAAGCUUUCCGAAAUUUGGCCAGGAUGCAGCAUGGGAGUCUCUACAUGAGCUACACCAUUCUAGAGAGUUGAUCUCCCUGCCUAAUGAUAAGGAGGGAUCGUUUGGCAACCCUUGCAUUCCCAAAGGAUAUGAGCUGGCAUCCAAUGCAAGUGAUGCCAAACUUCUCUUAUCGCAACCAGCUGGAAACUUUACUGCCUGCAGACUUGAAGCUUUGGCAUUGUUGAAGAGUAGACAAGCAAAAUGCUUACAUUCGCCAUGUAAAAUUGUGCCAUCUUUGUUCUCGGAGCUACAAGGGAAGCAUGUUUCUCAAGAAACCUUGUUCUAUACUUCUGAGUUCUUUGGCCUGGCUCCUAGGACUACUUUGUUUGAAUUGGAGGCAGUUGGGCAACAUUACUGUGAAAAUGAUUGGGAUGAACUGAGAAGUCAACAUCAUGGCAUUGAUGAUAUGGAUUUGUUGAGAUAUUGUUUUUCUUCUGCAUACAUGGUAGCACUGUUGCAUGACAGCCUUGGAAUUCCAAUGAAUGAUAAAAGAAUUGGUUUUGCAAAUUAUACUGGAAGCUUUCAUUUUGACUGGAGUCUUGGAGCUUUUAUCCUGCAAUCAAUGCUGGAGCCCCUUGACAUGGAAAUGGAUAACCUUGACCAAAUUGUUGGAAACGAGUCAGUGACAUACUUCUCAUUGUUUGCUUUUCUUCUAAUAGUUUUGCUUGCUGUAUUUUUUCUACUACAAUGGCGAAAACCACAGUUGAAAACAGUAUAUGAUCUAGAAAAAGGGCACUAUAUUGUCACACGGGUGCCCAGGUGAUUGUCACCCAACCAUUUUGUUCUUGUGAGAAUAAUAUAUGUGCAUUCUGUUGUAUUUUUA
Hevea brasiliensis (rubber tree) is the source of this 1955-nucleotide messenger RNA. Its product is annotated as probable apyrase 6. Gene Ontology annotation, biological process: nucleoside diphosphate catabolic process. The coding region runs from base 264 to 1895 and encodes 543 amino acids. The transcript has 8 exons. Lineage: Eukaryota; Viridiplantae; Streptophyta; Magnoliopsida; Malpighiales; Euphorbiaceae. Gene Ontology annotation, cellular component: membrane. The record is from RefSeq and is a predicted model, not a curated record. Gene Ontology annotation, molecular function: nucleoside diphosphate phosphatase activity.